Molecule: messenger RNA, 4386 nt
Organism: Condylostylus longicornis
Lineage: Eukaryota; Metazoa; Arthropoda; Insecta; Diptera; Dolichopodidae
Product: prominin-like protein
Exons: 19
Coding region: 665-3814 (1049 amino acids)
Cellular component (GO): membrane
Source: RefSeq, a predicted model, not a curated record
AUAUAUAUAUGUAUAUAUAUAAAUAUUUUGAAUAUAUAAGCUACAUACUUAAUGAUAAUAUUCUAACAUAUACAUAAUAUACUUGUUAUAAUAUUUAACUAUAAUUGCAUAUAUACAUCCAUAUGUAUAAAUAAUAAUAAUAACAAUAAUAAAAGGAGAGUAUAAAUAGUAAACCCAAGAGGAUUAAACUGAAUAUUUGCUGACAUUAUAAGCAGACGAAAAAAGAAGAAGAACAACAAAUAAAAAAAAAACGGACUUACGAAAAAAAAAUUGAAAAAAUAGAAAUAAGAUUGAAAUUCUCAAGAACCCGAACAUUAAACAGAAAAAAUUUUUUUUUUGGUGAAGAGAAGUAGGUGAGGAAGCAAUAAAAUUAACACAAAACACAUGUUAUUUAAUAAGUCAAAACUUUUCCUGUUUUUUUAUCUUAAAUUUUUCACAUAUAAUAAUUUUUGAUUUCUACAACAACUGAGGAGGAUAUAAUUUAAAAAAAGAAAAACGAAAAGAGACAACCCGAAACAAAAAGUCAUCUCAAUAUAUCAAAUGAUUUAAAUAUAAAUAAAUAUACAUAUAUAUAUAUAAUUAUAUAUGUAUAUAUGAAUAUUAAAUAUAAAAUAUUUGAAGAAAAAAAAAACGAACCGAAAUAUAAAAUAAAACCAUAGAUAAAAUGAAAUUAUUAAAAAUGCAAAAAAAACAAUCAAAAAUACAACAACAACAAAAACAUCAACAACAAAAUGGAGAACAUCUGCAACAAAAUCAACAACAACAAAAUAAUAUUCUUACAUCAAAAAUAUUUCAACAAAAAAAUUAUAAUAAAUUAAUUAAAAAUUAUGAUAAUAAUGAACUGAAUUUAGUUAAUAAUCAUAAUAAUAAUAAUAAAAUAAAUAAUAAAAAAAUUAUAUUUAAUUUAAUAGAAAGAAAAAAAUUUAUUAUAAUGCCAAAAUUAAAUUUGCUCCUGACAUUCAUCACUGCUUUAGUUUUAUUAAGUAUGCCCACCAUAAUAAAUGCGACUGAUUUACAAGAAGAAAAUUUAGUAGAAUAUGAAGAUAUUAAAUUAAGUACAUUGAAUAAAAAUGUUACAUAUGCAAGUAGUACUAAAUACUAUCUAAGAGGUAUGGGCCCAUUAUAUAAUGCAACAAAUCAAAUAUUAGAUUGGUUUAUUGGUAAAGAAGCGAUACCAGAAGAUUAUAUAGUUGUCACAGAGGGUAAUAUUCAAUUUGGAUCAAAAGUUCAUAAUAAUGAUUGGGGUGAUCUACUUAAACAUUAUUGGGCAAUUUUACUUGUUAUUGUUAUCACUGCAUUACUGGUUGUACUAAUGCCUAUAAUUGGAUUAUGCUUCUGUUGCUGCCGUUGUGCUGGAAGUUGUGGUGGUAGAUCUCAACCAUUUGAUAAAAAACAUGAUACAUGCCGACGAGUAUUUUUAGGACUUUUAUUAAUUUGUGUUACAACUGGAAUCUUAUUUGGAGUUGUUGUAACAUUUGCAACUAAUACAUAUAUACAAGAGGGUAUUGAUACAUCAACGACAACAGUAAGAAAGGGUACACAAGAUCUUCAGAAAUAUUUAAAAGCGACAACACAAGAAGUCGAUUAUUUAUUAGUACAUAAUUAUGAUCAAUUGUCAAAUCAAUUACAAAAUGUAUUAAAAAAUACGUCCGAUGUUGUUAUUAAUGAAUUAGAAGAAACAUCAAGAGCAGUAUCAUUAACACAUUUAACAGCAUUUGUAAAAACAUUUCCAGAAAUACAAAGUAAUUUAGAAAGAAUGAAAACAAUUACAAAUGAAUUACGAGUGAAUGCAUCACAAUUAAGCGAUGGUUUACGUGGUGUUAAAAGAGAACUUUUACAAUCAUUAAAUAAAUGUAAUGUUAAAGAUUGUAAGGAUGUUAUGAGAAAUUAUCAAAUUGGUAAAUUAGAUGCAAAUGGAAUUGAUUAUAAUCAGGUGGAAGACAGAUAUUUUCCAAGGUUACCUGAUGUUACAAAUAUUAUUCAAAGUGUUCAAGAGCUAGUUAAUAGUGAUGUUGCAAAUGCUGUUACUAAUGGUAAUAAAGCUAUAAAUGAAAUGAAAACAAGUUUAAAUGAUGCAAUUAUGACAAAUAUUCCAAAAGUUAAUGAUGCAGUCACUAAAGCUGGUGAUGCAAUUAAACAAUUGAGUAAUCAAUUAGCAAAUUAUAUGGAUACAAUGUCAAAUGUUAUUGGAAAUAAAACUGAUUAUUAUACAUAUGAAGCUGAUAAAUAUUUAGAUGAAUAUAGUAUCUAUCGUUUUUAUAUUGGUGUUGCUAUUAGUUCAGUUUUAUUAUUGGUGUUAUGUGCUCUAACAGUUGCUUUAUUAUGUGGAAUAUGUGGUAAACGUCCAGAUGGUUAUGGUGAUGAUUGCUGUAAUAAAGGUUCUGGUGCAAGAUUUUUAAUGCUAGCUAUAUCCGUAAUAUUUUUGACAAUAUCAGUAUUAGCUGCAGCAACAUUAAUACAUUUCUUAGCUGGUUUAAUUCUUCACCGUGGUGUUUGUGUGCCGUUAAAUAAUCCAGAUAGUGAUCAAAUAUUCCAAUAUAUUGAUAAUUAUGUUGAUUUAAAUAAAUUAUUUAAUCAAAAUGUUCAAAGUAAAAAUAAAAAUGGUAGAAAUUUUCAAAAUACUGGAGCAUUACCACCGUUCCGUAUAUCAAAUGUUAUAAUUGAUUGUCAAAAAAAUAAAACAAUUUAUGAUGUAUUAAGAACACAAAAUUAUAUUGAUAUUGAACAUAUUAAAGAAUAUCCAAAUGAUUAUGGUAUUUAUAAAACAUUAGAGAAUUUAAAGGAACAAAUAAAAAUUGAUACUGAUCGUUUUGUAAUGUUAAAUAAAACUGAUAAAGAAAAAAUUGAAAAAUUAAAAAAUUCACAAUUAAAAAAUUUUGAUGCUGAUAAAUUUGUUGAUAAUUUAGAAAAGAAUAUAACAUUACAUGAUUUAAAUGAAAUUGCAAUUAAAUUACGUCAAACAGCCGAAAAUAUAAAAAGUAAUAGUAAAAUGAUGGAUGUUGAAGUAAGUUUAAAAAAUCAAGCAUUACAUUUAGAAACAUAUCAGCAUAAUUUAGUUCAACCAAUGCGUGAUCAUUCAAAAGAAUUAAGUCAAUUAGCAUUGAAUUUACAAAAAAAUUUAAAAUUAAAAGAUAAACCAUUUGAUGAUUCAAUAAAUGAAAUAUUAAAAGAAAUUGAACAUGCACAAAAUUAUAUACGUGAUCAUGGUGAAAAUUUUGUACGUAAAGAAGCUGUUAAAUUGGCACAAUUUUUCAAAAAUCAAAUACAAAAAUAUUUAGAAUUUGUAAUAAAUGCAAUUGAAAAAGAAAUUGGUAAAUGUGCUCCAAUUGCAAAUGUUUAUGCAUCUGGUGUUGUACUAGGUUGUAAUAAAAUUGUUGAUCCACUUAAUGGCUUUUGGGCUGGUCUAGGAUGGUGUGUAAUGUUAUUCCUUCCGACACUUGUGAUAAGUAUUAAAUUAUCAAGUUUAUAUCAAAAGUCUGAUCCAUAUCCUGGACCAUUAGUUGAAUCAGAAUAUUUGUAUGAUGCCUACAGUGAACGUGAUAACAUUCCAUUAGCAAAUGGACCUAAAAAUAAACGAAGAAAAAAGGAUCGUUCUCGUGGUUCACGUGAUCGUCGUGGUGAUUAUUAUGAAGAAUCUGGUUCAUCACAUGGACAAGUUGGCACUGGUGGACGUGAUACACGUUAUAAUGACAUGGCACCAAAACAUUGGGAUGGUGGUCCACCACGUUAUACAAAUCCACCAAUGGCCCCACCAGCAUCUGAAUAUGAAAGGCCACCGCCAUAUUAUUAUCCAGGAGCAUCUGAGCAAGAAUAAAACAAAAUGAAGAAAGACAAGAUAACAAAAAAAAAAAAUAUUGAACGUUGAAAUUUUUGACAAUGAUGAUAUCCAUAUACAAUAGAGAUUAUGAUGAUGUUUUAACAAAAAAUAUGGGUUUGAUGAUUGCGAUAAGGAUGAAGAAAAAUAUUUAAAAGUAUAAUAAGAAAAGGAAAAAUUAAAAUGACGAAGAUGACAAAAAAUAUUAUGAUGAUUAAAUAUUGUGAAUGUGCUUAGCCAGUUUUUAUAAAAUGAAAAUAUAAAAUGAGUAAAACAAAUACAAUAUAAAUUAAUUGAAGAAAAAAAAAUUUUAAAAACUAAAUAAAAAAACAAAAACUGAAUAAAAUAUUAAUCAGAAACGAAGAAAUUUCAGAUUUCCAUUUUUUUAAUAAAAGAAAAAAUAAAUUUAAAUUUAAAUUUGUAAUUGAAAAUAUGCUCUUAAAAUCAUGUUUUCAUAUUAAAUGGAAUAAAAUACAAACAAAAAUGAAAUAAAAAAUGUAGAUUUAUUUAAUCUUUUAUUUUUGUUUUUAAUUUUAAAUUAUACACAUAUACGAAUUAAAAAGAAAAAACAA